UCUUUACAUAUAUGUCCAGUUGUACAGUAAUGUAUUCUUUAAAAGACAUAGGGAUUACAAUGCAAUCGAGUCAUCUAUUUAUUCAGUCAUUAACCAUUUAAAUACGCCCUUAGCUUACAUGUGGGUCGCUAUCUGUCACACUACUUCUAGUUAUGGCUUUCUAGAAAAAUUACUGAACAAUCGAAUAACUGGUUUAUUACACAAACUCUCAUAUUCAUUAUACCAGGUCAAUAUUACCGUAAUACUAAUGAUCGAUUUCUCUUUAAGGGCAUCCGGAGUUCGGUCAUUCCCAAUAAUCGUAAUGACGUUAAUUUAUAUAAUAUUAACGGUAUAUAUAGCGGCUGUAAUAUUGUAUUUUCUUGUUGACGCGCCGUUUGGUUUAUUGACAAGCAGAGUUAUUUUGGGAAGAAAAACUAGCAGAAAAUCUAAAGACGACUGACACCAAAAGAAUUUUAAAAAAAAGUUAAUCAAAAUUACAUAAGAAUAAUUGUGAAAAAUUUUAACGUUUAACCCA
This is a messenger RNA of Adelges cooleyi (spruce gall adelgid), 514 nucleotides long. RefSeq lists its product as uncharacterized. The coding region runs from base 119 to 439 and encodes 106 amino acids. The transcript is spliced from 4 exons. The record is from RefSeq and is a predicted model, not a curated record. NCBI's taxonomy places the organism in Eukaryota, Metazoa, Arthropoda, Insecta, Hemiptera, Adelgidae.